This is a messenger RNA of Verticillium dahliae VdLs.17, 2014 nucleotides long. RefSeq lists its product as uncharacterized. The transcript is spliced from 3 exons. The record is from RefSeq and is a predicted model, not a curated record. Bases 390 to 1835 code for a protein of 481 amino acids. NCBI's taxonomy places the organism in Eukaryota, Fungi, Ascomycota, Sordariomycetes, Glomerellales, Plectosphaerellaceae.
GCACUGGUUUGCGGGUUUUCUGUCUUGGAAGCCAUCUUCUCUCGCACAUUUUCACUCGGUUCCGCUGUUGGGAAGUCGCCAGCCCUUAAUUCGUACAGCGUCAAAAGGCCGCCGUGAGUGGUCUUCUUCCAGGGUUCGGCGAGGGCGGCAUGGCGUCGGUGAGGCAGGGGGUCCGGCUUACGCUGCGACCCUUGCUACGAGCACAGCAGCCCGCGACCGUGACGUGGGCCAGCGGCAAUUGGGGGCCGAAAUGCUCAUUCUUCUCCACGCAGUCAUCCAAAGCGAAUGCCCAACCGCCCAAUUCCAAGGAAUCCGACGUCAAGCCAUCUUCUGCAGCGUCUCCUCAGAAUAGUCAGAAUGGCAAUGGAGAGCUCUCACUUCCCCAGAAGAUGCUUGAGUCGGCUGCUACGUCGUUCGCGUCCAUACUUGUCCUUGCCGCAGGAUUUGGCAUCGCUGGCUAUGCCUAUCACAAGUCCUACAAACGCAUCGUUCUCAACAAGAUGGCCAAUGCCUUUGAGCCAGGCGACCCUGUUCUCGAUCUCGCAGCCAUCGGCAAAGAAGUGCCCAUGACACCUGCCGAUAUGGAUGACCGCUGGGUCAACCGGCCUGAGCAGCUUCGUGUCGACCAGAUUGUCCAGGGCGAAGAAGUUGGACAUUACCAUCUUCUUAUUGGCGACAAGGGCACUGGGAAGAGCAGCAUGCUGAUUGAGGCCAUGCGCAAGAUUGAUGGCGACGGCGUCGCCAUGUUUGAGGCCCACGCCGACCUGGAAAUAUUUCGUAUCCGCCUCGGCAAGGCCCUUGACUUUGAGUUCCACGAAGACUACAUCGGCGGUUACUUCAGUGAGCGUGGCCCCCGCGACACCACAGCACUCCUGGACAUCGAGCGUGCCCUCAACAAGCUGGAGAAGGUGGCACUCCUCAAGCGAGCUGAGCGCAAGAAGCCGCUGGUGCUCAUCAUCAACCAGAUGCACUUGAUCCGUGACGACGAUGACGGCAAAGACCUCAUUGAACUACUUCAGCAGCGAGCGGAGCAAUGGGCGGCAGCCAACCUUGUGACCAUGGUCUUCAACAGCGACGACUUUUGGGUGUAUGAAAGGCUGAAGCAACUGGCCACGCGAAUGGAGGUCAUCCCUGUGCUUGACCUUCCCAAGGCGCAAGCUUCGAUUGCGCUGCAGAAGUAUCGAGUCCGCUACUUUGGGCAACAAGUGUCGGCCCGCGAGCUGGAAGAGGUGUACGACCUCGUUGGUGGGCGUCUCUCGUUCCUGAACCGCGUUGCAAAAAGCCGCGACAUGCUGGCCAUGUGCAAGCGCAUCUGUGAUAACGAGAGGCGGUGGUUCCUAAAUCAAUGCUGGAUCCUUGGAGCUGAAAUGGACGACGAUGUCAUGGAUCAGCAGAAGUGGGCUAGCGCAGCAAUGGUGCUUGCGCAAGCUCUUGUGCAAGAGGAACCCAACAUGGACGCUACAUACGAUGCAAAGAUCGGUCACAUCCUUCCCUCGUUUCCUCUGCAUAUCGCACAACAGCGCAUGACACGCGCUGACUUUAUCCGGCAAAUGGACCGAUUGAACCUCUUCUCCAUCACGUCCGAGGCCGAUGUUCGAGCAUCGUCUGUGCCUAUGCACCAUGCCUUCCGGCAGAUCUGUUCUGAACCUGGCUUUAACGAGCACCUUGAGGCCACGACACUCCGCAUCGCCGACAUUGAGAGUCUUGGCCGCCAGCGCGAAUUGGUCGCCAAAGAUUUGGUACUGGGAGGACAUUACGAGAUCGCCAAUCAGGGGAGCAACGGAUUUACCGUCAAGGUGGUUCCAGGUGAGGAUCGCGGCAUGUAUCCGGGAUGAUCUGGUCGCUUUCGGUAUUCGAAUCCCAGCAGCCUAAGGGUCCAUGUGUUUCUUUUCACCCAUUUCCUUGCUGUCUACCACGCAUGAUGUAGGAACAACUGUCUAAAUACAAGAGCUGUCGCGGGUCGCCCUGUACUGGCCAGGCUACGUAACUUUGAGCACGACCUGUUUUUCUUUGU